Styela clava is the source of this 4353-nucleotide messenger RNA. Its product is annotated as ephrin type-A receptor 4-B-like. Gene Ontology annotation, cellular component: dendrite; plasma membrane. Gene Ontology annotation, biological process: protein phosphorylation; ephrin receptor signaling pathway; axon guidance. The record is from RefSeq and is a predicted model, not a curated record. Lineage: Eukaryota; Metazoa; Chordata; Ascidiacea; Stolidobranchia; Styelidae. Gene Ontology annotation, molecular function: ATP binding; protein binding; transmembrane-ephrin receptor activity.
UUGAUAAAUAGAUAAAUAUAAUAUAAAUAGAUUAUAUUGCAUUGCUGACUUUAAUUUAUACUGUAAAUUUUGAUACGUUUGAAAGUUGGAUAUAUACAAGGGAAUCAAAUACAGAAAUUGCAGAGAAAAUUCAGUUUUCCAAGACGGGGAAUUAAUCAUGGAUUACGCGGAACUCGCGUUACUUUUUUGCGGCGUAAUUUGGAUCAUCCUGCCGAUGUCAUUGUCGACCGAAGUCAACCUAACAGACACAAGAAAAGCCACUACUGAUCUGAACUGGGAUACAUUUCCAUCGGACGGAAGCGGGUGGAACGAGUUAAGCAACACAGAUGAGAACCAGGUUCCUCUCCGAACGUUUCAAGUUUGCGGGAUUCGAACACCAGGACAGAAUAACUGGUUUAAAACGAAUUAUAUUGAAUUAAAAGAAGGCGCGAAGAAUGUAUAUGUGGAGAUUAAGUUUACUAUAAGAUCAUGCGAAGACCUUCCAAGUGCUGCAACGUGCAAAGAGACUUUUAAUUUAUAUUAUUUGGAAUCAGAUUCGCCAAGUUCUGGGAAGCACAGGAGCAUGAACCAUAAAGUUUAUAAGAAAAUUGAUACAAUAGCUGCUGAUAGACAACUCCAAGCUACCGAUACCGAGACAAGGAAGAUUGGACCGAUCAAGGGAAAAGGGAUCUAUGUUGCUUUUCAGGACACCGGUGCAUGUAUGAUCAUAUACUACGUUCGGGUCUACUACAAGAAAUGCGACCAAAUCACACAGAAUCUGGCAACAUUCGAAAGUACUCUGACCGGUCCUCAAGUCACUUCAUUUGUGAAGGUGACUGGAAAAUGCGUUACCAAUGCUAUAUCUACAGAUAAGAAUGAAAGAGGUCCAACUCUUCUCUGCAACAGCGAAGCAAAAUGGAAACUUCCUGAGGGAUCUUGCCAAUGUCUACCGGGAUAUCAACCGAAUGAGAACAAGACUGAAUGCACUGAAUGCCCAAUCGGUUACCACAAGUCUACAGUUGGGAACAGUCGUUGUAUGAAAUGCCCUAAGAACAGCGUGACAAUAAAAGAAGGCUCGCAGAAAUGCAUUUGCACGAAGGGAUAUUACAGAACGUAUAAAGAGAGCGCCAGGAGUCCUUGUACAAAACCGCCAUCGAAACCAGAGAGAGUACAAUACGUAGUGGAGGAUACGACAGUCGAUCUGACAUGGUCGCCACCAAAUGACAACGGAGGAAGAAGAGAUGUUUACUACAGUGUGUCCUGCUUCCGAUGUGACUCGACAUACUCUCUCUGUUCCGACUGUGCCGACAUCGUAGAUUACGAGCCGAGUGGACGAUAUCUGGUAGAACCUCGGAUUUAUGUUCGAGCAUUGUCUCCUCACACAAACUACAGAUUCCGCAUUUUCUCUUACAACGGAGUUUCAAAAACAAGCGGGCAAGAAGCGAUAUUUGCUGAAGCAUUGCUAAAGACCAGCGAAUCAGCACCAUCCGCCGUGAGGAACGUUCGCAUCAUAAAACGUACAACAUCUGAAAUAGACCUGAACUGGGAUUUUCCAGUUAAUGCACAUGGAAUAAUCCAAGGGUAUGAGCUUCAAUACUGGAGCGAGGGUGAUGGAAGGAUAUCAAGGUCAAAUAGAACGUCAGAAAGGUCAUUCAGAAUCAGAUAUUUGCCGCGUGGAACGACUUUCACAAUCCAGGUCCGUGCAAGAAAUGGCGCUGGUUUCGGGCCCUUUAGUCCUCCGGUGCCCAUGAGCACACUUGAUACUAAGGAAUUCCAUUUUCCAAAUCCUGCAAACAUUGGCGGUUCACCUUUCGUCGAACCACGUGGCGAUGUAGAAGAUAUGACGUCAUCAACUUCUGACGUCAUCACGACGGAAUAUCUCCCAGUGGCUCUUAUCAUUGCAAUAUCAAGCGCAUUGCUUAUAGUAGUUGUAGCCGCCCUUUUUGUGAUCAAACAAAGAAGAAAUAGGAAUCCGAAAUAUGGCUGCGCAGAUCUGGAAGUUUAUCCGUUUUUCGACAAUGCUGUAGAUCUCCUCCACGCCCAUCGUGAGCGUAGAUCCUUUGUUGAUCCAAGCACAUAUGGGAAUCCAGAUAAUGCCGUCCAUGAACUUGCGAAAGAGAUUGACCCGUUUAAUAUCAAAAAAGAAGAUCUAAUGGCAUCAGGCGAAUUCGGAGACGUAUAUAAAGGUUAUCUUCGUCCAACAAGCUUCAUUUAUGACGACACAAUAACAACAACGACGUCAAUAAGGUCAAGUAAUCUUCUGAUUGCAAUCAAAACCUUAAAGCAAGGAGCCACUGAACAACAGAAGCAAGAAUUCUUAGAAGAAGCGCUGGUUAUGGGACAGUUUCUUCACCCGAAUGUCAUACGAUUGGAAGGCGUGGUUACAAGGACCACGCCCCUUAUGAUAAUUACAGAAUAUAUGGCAAAUGGCGCGCUGGAUAAAUUCUUAGAGGAACGCCAUCUCCGCGGAAUUGAGCUAGAAGUCUACCAGCUUGUCAACAUGCUUCGAGACAUAGCCGAUGGGAUGAAAUAUCUUUCUGACAUGGGAUACGUUCAUCGUGAUCUCGCAGCAAGGAAUAUAUUGGUCAAUGAUCAGUUGAUAUGUAAAGUAUCUGACUUCGGACUAAGUAGAGAGCUAGAGAAUAUACAAGAUGAAGAUACAGCUAUUUAUACAACAAAGGGUGGAAUGAUACCAGUACGAUGGACAGCACCUGAAGCUAUCACCCAGCGAACAUUUACGUCAUCAAGUGACGUAUGGGGGUUUGGUGUCGUCAUGUGGGAGGUUCUAACUCACGGGGAAAGGCCUUACUGGGAAAUGACAAAUUCCGACGUUGUUCACUGCGUAGAAAACGGAUAUCGACUCCCUCCACCACCUUUCUGUCCCCGGAUUCUUCAUAAUCUCAUGUUAAACUGUUGGAAUAUGGAUCGAACAAGGAGACCCACCUUCACACAGAUAGUCUCACAGCUUGAUAAUAUUCUGACCAACCCAGAGAAACUUCAAGACACUAUAAACAAUAUUCCUCUUCACGAGCAAGCCGAAUGCAUCCCUGAAUCCCUCGAUUUGUCGUCUCUUGGCCAAUGGUUAGAAGACAUGAACAUGACGCAAUAUAAAGACAUCAUGCUAAGAAAUGGAUGUGUAACUGCUGAGCAAAUCAUAAGGCUGACGCCAAACAAACUUGAUGAGAUGGGAAUCACAGAGCAUACAACACAAAAUAUUCUUCUCAACGGAGCUGAGAUUUUGAGACAAAAACUUCAACAAGUUAAUGUCAUCGGUAUUGGAGUGACAGUAUAGUUUGUCUCGAUUUCGAGGGAUUCAUAUCAAAUUCUUAGAAAGAGACGUAAAAGAUCUUUGGGUCGUUGUUCGGCUUUUAUCUGAACUGAUCGAACUAGCUAUAACUUACAAAUAAUAAUUCUCGAGUAGAAUACUUCUACAAGUUAUGAGAAUUAAAAGUCGUUACAGUAUAGUAUGGCCAUAAUUCAGGAGAUAUUCAAAAAUCCCAUGAUGCAGACAUCGAGUCUGAGACACACGGGUCCGGAAAACGAUGAAAUUUAUAAAUAGAGAGUCUUUGGGGUGUAAAAAGCGUGUAAGGAUACGAUGCAGAAAAAUGCUGUGAGUCAAAUAUCCUGAAGGGAACACUUAAUAUAUCUCGCUCGGAAUUGCAAGCUUAUCCAAAAGUUAUUCAUUAUUGUUGCUCAUGAAUUUCAUUUUUAUUACAUUUUUUUUAUCUAGAUAGUAUUUUAAAGGGUUGUUGAGACUAAAAAGUAAUGAAAGUCUAAAAUCUUUUUCAUUGGAUUUAAAUUUGAAUAUUUUCGUGUGAGAUCAAAAUCUAUUUACCUAAAUUUUGAAAACUAAUGUUGCACUAUUACCGUUUUUCCCACAUUAAAAUAAGAUCCAGUCGAUAACGUGAAUUUUUUUUGAUCUAGUCGAUAGCAAGAAAUCUCUCCUGCACGUUUUACAUGAUUGGCCAUUUUCGAAUAAUCUUUGUUUAGCGUUUUUUUUUUAAAUAUAAACGUGUUAAUUAUAAAAAAAAAUGGAUAUAGAUUUUCAUGUUUUAUAUAUUUGAAAAUCUAGUAAUGCUCCACUUUGUAAUUUUUUUUUCGAUAAGUGUCCCAUUGUUAUUUUUUAAAGGAAAAUUGAAAUGAGACCCUGUCCUAUUUUCAGAAAACACGAUAUUAAGAUUAAUAUUAAUUCACAGUAAAUCUACGGUAUCCUGUAAAAAGUCGGUAAAAAUUUAAUUUUGUUUUUGUCACUUUCCAUUUUGUUUAUCUUAGCUUAGGUUCCUACUACUUCUUCAUCAGUUCGUAUUUAAUGUUUUCAUUUUUUAUUAUUGAUUUUAAUGUGCAAUUUUCUAUAAUAAAAGCAGUAUUUCCACA